GUGACUGGCUCAGAUACCUGGAAAACUUGGGGCGGCUCCGGUUGCUCAUCCAGCAGGUGUCCAUGUUCUUUGCGCAGGUGGCCUCAGGCGUAGAGCCUGCUGCUGGCAAAGUGGAGCUCACUGUUCUCAUGGCUAAAGCCAGCCAGAUGCUUCGCAACCUCAUCGAAGGGAGCAAGGCCGAAGGCAUUCCCGCCCCACCGACGCAGGAGAUCGUUCUCCAACUGCAGCACGCUUGGGAGGAGUGGUCUUACUUGGAGACGGAGCUCACGCAGGUGAUUCGCUCAAACGUGAUUGUGCCAGACAUGGCGGAACGCAUUGCGCAGUUGGGCGCGGGCAUAUUGGAACAGUUCGAGGCAGUUUACCGCCUCUGC
Molecule: messenger RNA, 371 nt
Organism: Symbiodinium sp. CCMP2456
Lineage: Eukaryota; Dinophyceae; Suessiales; Symbiodiniaceae
Source: the annotation of a GenBank genome assembly